AUUUCUCAAUUUCCACCGAAUGCUGAAACUCUAUACCGAAAGAAUGUGCUUGAAGAUUCGAUGAAAAAAUCUGCCGACGUGUAUCGAAAAAUUCACCAGAUUGGUUCUACAGGAGCUUGCCAGAGGGAAGAAUCGGCGAGAAAUCGAGCGAACAUUAGACGUCGAAAUUUGCAGAUUUUACAGUCCUCCAAACUUGCCUUGUGUUCAGCUAAGUACUUGUCUUCGCUGGAAAAACACAAAAGGAAUAGAACCAUGUAAAUUGCUAAUUUAAAAAAGCAGAAGUUGUAACUCACUCAUAAACCUGUCGUACCACGAGCGUUACCAUGACAACAUGGACGGUGACACCAACGACUCAACCAGUGAUUUGAACGGAGAACUGAAGCCAGAUCCCCGCAAACUGGCGCAUUCUGCCAUCAUCAAGCAGGAUGUGAUGCUGUCUGGCACCACCACUCAGUCUCCAGUCUCCCAAACACAGGUCUUCACCUUGCCAACCGUUUCCAUGCCAACAACCUCACUUCCACCUAUCACCAUGGUGACCAGUUCCGCUAGCGACCACAUGUUCAUGACAGUCCCCGCCAUGAACCAUGAUGGAUCAACCAGUGAUUCCUCCAGCGAACCAAAGAAUUACUCCACUUCAGGGAUCUCCAACUCCAACAGCUUUGCGGCAGGUCCCACCACUCCUCAGUUAUUAAGUCAGGCCCAGUACUUCUUUGCUGCCAGUCAGCCACUCCCCCAGACCCCCACUGGCCCCUCCCCUCUCAUGCCGAUGCAGCAGCUGCUUAUACCUGUGUCUACGGGUAAUGGUACCCAGACCUUCAUCACAAUCCCUAUCUCCCUGGCAGCCACAGCUAACCCACCUAUCCAGAUCCUGACCACAUCCAACGGUCAGUUGAUAGCCACCAACCUUACUGCUGGACUACCUGGACUACAGAGUUUCCUGCAACCCAUGACACCGACCAUGUCCAACAUGGGGUGGCCGCCCCCUAGCAGUGCAGGUUUGCCUGCCAGUAGUUCUGCUCCCAGCUCUCUCAGCUACUCCACAACUAGCCACACGGUCCCCCAGACGCCUCCAACCACCUUACCUCAGUACCUCACCAAUGCUCAAGGACAAAUAGUGGCUGUGAAUGGUGCUUUACAAUCUCAAUCUGCGGCCCAACCAGUGGUGUCCAAUUCAGCGCCGGUCGUGUCUACUAUGUCCAGUACCAUCCACCACACCAGCCAGAACACGCCGCCAGCACACGCCCAGCAGCACAUGCAGCCCACGCACCAUGCUGCCUCCAGCGUCGUCACACCGCAGAAAAGGAGCAGCAGUCAGCUGCAGAGUCGGCCAUCUUCCUCCCCUUCGUCGGCAUCGCCUGGUCCAAUUUCACUGGUGCAGCACCAGCCCCAAGCCCAGACGUCAGCCAAUGCCACGUCAGUUAAUGGCGGACAGUCUGCUGAGCUGGAGACGUAUAAAUUGUGGCUGAAACAUAAGAAAAUGGCGGCAGCGGUGGGAUCUGAAGCGACAUCUUUACAGCAGAUGCAGAACCUUCCUCCUGUCACCACCUUUCAGAUCCUCCCCACUCAGGCCUCACAGCCGUCUGUUAUCACCCACACACCAACCACACAGGUAGCCAGCGCCGUCGCUGUGUCAAUCACAGGCUCCACCACUCCCACAAUUAAUGGGUUGCCUGCCAAUGUUAGCCAGCUGCUUCCAAAUACGGUCAGCAAUGCCACAGAGGGCACCACUGUAGACGGCAUCAACUUGGACGAGAUCAAAGAGUUUGCCAAGCAGUUUAAGAUCCGCCGCCUCUCGCUGGGAUUGACACAGACGCAGGUGGGACAGGCGCUGAGUGCGACAGAAGGCCCCUCCUAUAGCCAGUCUGCAAUUUGCAGAUUUGAGAAGCUAGACAUCACACCAAAGAGUGCACAGAAAAUAAAGCCUGUCUUAGAACGGUGGAUGGAGGAGGCAGAAGAGAGAUACAAAAAUGGCGUCCACAAUCUCACUGAAUUUAUUGGCAGUGAGCCAUCUAAGAAAAGGAAGAGGCGGACAUCCUUCACCCCAGCGGCCCUUGAAGUCCUUAACGAGUAUUUUGAGCGAAAUACCCAUCCGUCAGGUGCAGAAAUGACUGACCUGUCAGAAAAACUGAAUUACGACCGUGAAGUUAUUAGAGUCUGGUUCUGCAACAAGAGACAGGCACUUAAAAACACCAUUAAAAAACUAAGGCAGCCAGACGGGACUCCAUGACUGUGAAUUUGUGGUCCCCACACCAUUCUCACCAUUCUCACCCCAGUACAGUAAUUUCAGUCUUUAUUUAAAGGCUUUUGAGAUGCACUGGAUCUCACAUUGAAUCUCACCAAGGGGCUUGAGAGGUGGGAAAAAGAUGACACACAAAACCAACAGCGGGGGAAUGAAGUUGAACUGUGUUCCUAAGCUCAAAGCAUAUUUUUCAUUAUUUAACCCUUUCUCCGCCUGUGUUCUGGUAUAAACUGUGCCAUUUAAAACAACACAUCUAGAUGUGGUCAAGCCCUAGACUGGAAAGGGUUAAACAGGAAGAUUUGAUUAUUGCUAUGUACCAAAGAUAGAUCACAUUCAAAAGAAAACCAAGGUUAUUGACCCUGAACCGACCUUGACCCACAUGGUCUUGACCUUUAAUGACCUUCAAAGGGAACAAUAACUGUGGAAAAUGUGGGUGUCUCAUUGUUGUUUCAAUCAUGCAUUUAUAAUAUUAUUUACCAUUGCCAUGGCGACCAUGCUUUCAUUGUUUAAAAUGGCUGUAGAUAACAAUUUUGGUGCUGUUUUGUUUUGAUGUAUGUAGAACUUAGUGACAAUUUCCAAGGAGAUUAUAACAAGAUUUCCAAGACAGUUACUCUGUUUACUCUAUUUAUACAAGAGAAAGAAAGGGCAAUGGACACCAUUUUCAGAAACAUUUUUAAGAGUAUUUCAUACCUUCCAUGUUGUUAAGAGAAGACUUCAAGAGGGGGAGAAAGAAAUUUCAGAAACUGCAACAUCCAUGACAUUUUUUGUAAAAUCAAAAUCAUUUGAAAACUUUUUUUGUGUAAGUGGAAGAAAAGAGGAUUCUGUGCCAAGAACAGUGAAAGAGAUGAUGGGACUACAAGGAAAGAAAGUUCCAAGGGAGAAGUGGAAGAAAUGUCAAUAUGUUCCUUAAAAGAUGGUGACUCAUGACAGCAGUUAAUCUCGAGGGGCAGAAUAA
Molecule: messenger RNA, 3194 nt
Organism: Lingula anatina
Lineage: Eukaryota; Metazoa; Brachiopoda; Lingulata; Lingulida; Lingulidae
Biological process (GO): regulation of transcription by RNA polymerase II
Molecular function (GO): DNA-binding transcription factor activity, RNA polymerase II-specific; RNA polymerase II cis-regulatory region sequence-specific DNA binding
Source: RefSeq, a predicted model, not a curated record